Molecule: messenger RNA, 648 nt
Organism: Aspergillus terreus NIH2624
Lineage: Eukaryota; Fungi; Ascomycota; Eurotiomycetes; Eurotiales; Aspergillaceae
Exons: 3
Coding region: 1-648 (215 amino acids)
Molecular function (GO): glycosyltransferase activity
Source: RefSeq, a predicted model, not a curated record
AUGUCCAGUCACCCCGCCGCAGAUCGGGUGACACCCGCAACAAAAGUAUGGACCACCCUCAUCACAAACACAGCCUACCUCCCAGGCCUCUUGACCCUGGACUACUCCCUCAAAAAGGCGGGCUCGAAAUACCCGCUCGUGGCGCUGUACACGGACACCUUCCCAGCCGACGGACACGCAGCGCUCGACGCGCGCCGCAUCCCCAAGCAGCGCGUGCCCUACCUCCUCCCCACGGUGCCGAAAGACUUCGCCAACGACGUCCGCUUCUACGACUGCUGGAGCAAGCUGACCCCGUUCUCGCUGGUGGAGUAUGAGCGCGUCGUGCAGCUGGACAGCGACAUGCUGGUCGUCCAGAACAUGGACGAGCUGAUGGACUUGGAGCUGGAUCCGCCGAGCAUGGGCGGGACGGGCGAGCGCGUCUUCGCAGCUAGCCAUGCGUGUGUGUGUAACCCGCUGCGCAAACCGCAUUACCCCUCUGACUGGUAUGUUGCGUGGUUCUUCUGCUUCUGGGAUACCGACCAACUGCGCGUAUACGAGUCAGCAUGGCGUUCCGGAUCUCGCGCAAACUACGGCCCCGGCCGCGACGGCGGGUCUGGGGAUCCCGAAUGGUGGUCUGCAGGUCGUGAACCCGUCUCGGGCGACGUAUGA